CAAUGACACAAAAGUACUUUUCAACAAUCAGGAGUGGUCUAUCACUCAUCAAGUAUAACAAGCUCAUCUCAUCACGAGCAACUGUCUUCAAUUGCAAGCGUGCAAUACGCCCUCAAGCAUUUGCUACUAAGCCCAAAGACCUUGAAGAAGAGAAGCUUCCAUUCUACAAACCAGACCAAUUUUGUCCUGUACACAUUGGUGAACUUCUAAAUUCGAGAUACAGAGUAGUAGGAAAGCUUGGUUAUGGCUCUUACUCCACUGUAUGGCUAUGCCAUGAAAAGAGUGAACAGAGAUACGUGGCUGUCAAGAUACUAACCAAGAAUGAUUCAUCGAAAACAUCAUCAGGAGAACUGAGAAUAUACAGCCACUUGAGCAAGAUAAACUCUUCCCAUAUAGGAGGUUCCUAUAUCCGUGGCUUGCAUGAUACCUUCGACAUCACAACUCCAGACGGCACAUAUCCAUGUUUAGUGCACCCACCAAUGCACAUGUCUCUACAUGAUCUAAGAAUGCUUUCCAGCUCCCGAAGACUAAGCGAGUGUCUACUCAAAGAAACCCUGAAAUGUAUCCUCCAAGCACUUGACUUCCUUCACACUGAAGCGAACAUUAUCCAUACCGAUAUCAAACCCUCGAACAUCAUGCUCAGCAUAGACGAUCCCUCAAUCCUAACAUCCUUCGAAACAUCCGAACAACAAACCCCAGCCCCCAAGAAAACCAUAGACAACACCCGUUCAAUCUACACAUCUCGAAAGCUACGCCUACCCAAAGACAUGCUCUGGGGCCAGCCCGUACUCUGCGAUCUCGGCCAAGCGAGGAUCGGAUCAUCUCAUUGGGGAAUCAUCCAACCAAACAUCUACAAGGCACCCGAGGUACUCUUCGAUAUGGAGUGGGGGUUUAGUGUUGAUAUAUGGAAUCUCGGCGUCAUGAUAUGGGAUCUAUUCGAAGACAAGCAUCUGUUCAAUACUCUCGACGAAGACGGGAAUUACUCGCCAUCGCACCAUGUUGCUGAGAUGGUGGGGUUUCUUGGUCUGCCACCGUUGUCGUCGUUUAUCGAGCGAAAUCGGGAGACUCGGAAUGUGUUUAUGGAUGAUGGCAAAUGGCUAGGCGCGGGCGGAGUCACCGUCCCGACAACCUCACUCGAGGAGAUCGAAGAGAAUCUUAGCGGAAAGAACCAGGAACUGUUCCUCCAGUUCAUCCGAUCAAUGUUGCAAUGGGAGCCUGAGAGGAGGAAGACGGCGAGGGAGUUACUGAAUGAUCCGUGGUUGAACUCGACUUCAUAUUCGUAGUAUUUGGUUAGAUAUUGC
Molecule: messenger RNA, 1301 nt
Organism: Aspergillus eucalypticola CBS 122712
Lineage: Eukaryota; Fungi; Ascomycota; Eurotiomycetes; Eurotiales; Aspergillaceae
Product: kinase domain protein
Exons: 5
Biological process (GO): spliceosomal complex assembly; regulation of mRNA processing; protein phosphorylation
Molecular function (GO): protein kinase activity; ATP binding
Source: RefSeq, a predicted model, not a curated record